AUGGAAAAACCUAUAAAACAUAAUGAAAAUGAAGAUUUUGGAGAUUUUGAUCAAAAUUCAACCUCCAUUUCUUCAAAACCUACAACCAAACCUAUUAAGAUAGGGUUUCUUUACAUAAACCCUGAAGAAAAGAUUCAUAGAACUUUACCUUUAAGAGUUAUUAAUCUUAUUGCUAUAGGUGGAUGUAUUGGUACUGCUUUAUUUAUUACCAUCGGUACUGCUUUAACUGCUGGUGGUCCAUUAUCCUUAUUAUUGGCUUACUGUUUUUGGACUGUAGUUAUGUUAAUUUUGACCACUGCUAUAGGUGAAAUGGUCAGUUACAUACCUGUUCCAUCCCCUUUCAUCACUAUGGCUGGUAGAUGUGUGGAUGAAGCAUUGGAAUUCUGUUCUGGUUGGAAUUUUUACCUUAUGGAAUCAUUAUAUAUUCCUUUCGAAAUUGUUGCUGUUAAUGGUAUGAUUCAUUAUUGGAGAGAUGAUUAUAGUGCAGGUAUCACUUUAGCUUUACAAAUCUUCCUUUAUGCCAUGAUUAACAUUUUCGCUGUUAGAAUUUAUGGAGAAUCUGAAUUUUGGUUAUCUUUAGGAAAAUUAAUUUUAGCUAUUGGAUUAUUAUUCUUCACUUUAAUUACUAUGUGUGGAGGUAAUCCUGAAAGAGAUGCUUUUGGUUUCAGAAAUUGGAGAGUACCUGGAGGUCCAAUGGUGGAAUACAUUAAUACUGGAGAUACUGGUAGAUUCCAAGGUUUAUUAGCAGCUUUAAUUCAAUCUGCUUUUACUAUUGUCGGACCAGAAUAUUUAUCUAUGGUAUCGUCAGAAGCCAUGAAUCCAAGAGUUACUAUGCCAAAAGCUUUCAAAACCGUGUUAUAUCGUUUAGUGAUCUUUUAUGUUCUUGGGGCCUUUUCGGUUUCCAUUUUGGUGGCUUACAAUGAUCCAACUUUGAACAAUGCUUCAACUUCUGAUGCUGCUGCAUCUCCUUAUGUUGUUGCUAUGAAGAACUUAGGUAUUACUGCUUUACCAGAUAUUGUGAAUGCUGUAAUUAUUACCUCAGCUUUCUCUGCUGGUAAUUCUUAUGUUUAUUGUUCAUCCAGAGUGUUAUACUCAUUAGCUAAAAGAGGUUUUGCUCCCAAAUUCUUCAGUUAUUGUACAGCUUCCGGGGUUCCAAUUUUCUGUAUCUUUGCAGCUAUUUGUUUCGCCUUAUUAUCCUUAUUACAAUUAGGUAGUGGGUCAGCUACUGUUUUGGGUUACCUUGUUAGUAUUUGUACUGGAUCUCAAGUUUUGAAUUAUGUUUUCAUGGCUAUUACUUACAUUGGGUUCAAUAGAGCUUGUCAAGCCCAAAAUGUUGACAGAAAUGGUUUCAAAUAUAAAGCUUGGUUCCAACCAUAUGGAGUUUAUUUCAGUUUAACCUUCUUGGUUAUUAUGGUGGGUAUUUUAGGUUACACCAAUUUCUUACCAGGAAGAUGGGUUACUUCAUCAUUCAUUUUCAAUUAUAUUAUGGUAUUUGUUAACAUUGCAUUAUUCCUUUUCUGGAAAUUUUUCAAGCAGACUAAAUUAGUCAAACCUGUAGAUGCUGAUUUAAUAAGUGGAUUAGAUGAAAUUGAAGAGCAUGAAUAUGAAUAUUAUGCUAAAUUAGAAAGUGAAGGCACAAAAGAUAAUACGAUAUUUAAGAAGAUUAUGAGUUGGGUAUUUUAG
This is a messenger RNA of Yamadazyma jaroonii, 1683 nucleotides long. The record is from the annotation of a GenBank genome assembly. NCBI's taxonomy places the organism in Eukaryota, Fungi, Ascomycota, Pichiomycetes, Serinales, Debaryomycetaceae.